Molecule: messenger RNA, 515 nt
Organism: Blepharisma stoltei
Lineage: Eukaryota; Ciliophora; Heterotrichea; Heterotrichida; Blepharismidae
Source: the annotation of a GenBank genome assembly
AUGAAAACUUCACGGUCCUCAUCAAAGCCAAGUCCAUUAACUACAAUCCCUGACUUCCUUCAAAAGUUGUCUCAAGCCCGUCUUAGUCUAUCAACAAUUAAAGUUCCUCAAGAGCAUACUUUUCGUGACAACCAGAACAAAAGCACUUCCCAUCAAUAUUUAAAAAAACACGAAUCAAAGCUCCCUUAUAUCAGCAUUCAUAGAAAUCCUAUGAGCUUAUUUACAGAGCGUGAACUAAGAAACGAUAUAAGAAAAAGACCUAAAAAGUUUACACAUACAAAAGCGCACCAUUGAGCUGUUAAUAAAUACAUCACCUAUGGUAUUCCAGACUGAGAUAAAGAGUAUAAGUAUUUAAAAGAUGCUGAAAAAAGGUUUAUAUUUCGAGAUCCGCAUAAAAGCAUUUGAUCUUUUCCAAGCAAAAUCUCUCAAAAAUUUUGAUCAAAUUCUCCCAGGUAAUAUUAUGUAAUAUACUAUCCAUCAUAUCACAUGUAGCCUCAUAAAAGCAUUUUAUAUAA